Molecule: messenger RNA, 1649 nt
Organism: Protomyces lactucae-debilis
Lineage: Eukaryota; Fungi; Ascomycota; Taphrinomycetes; Taphrinales; Protomycetaceae
Product: 4-hydroxyacetophenone monooxygenase
Exons: 3
Coding region: 88-1581 (497 amino acids)
Molecular function (GO): oxidoreductase activity
Source: RefSeq, a predicted model, not a curated record
GAAAGUCUGGGGUAGAUAGAAGAGCCUCAACGCAACUCUAAUUGACCCAAGACCUACUUGCGAUCAAGCUUGCAAGAUACAAUCGACAUGGUGAAGGCCGACUAUUCCUGCCUGAUCAUCGGCUCAGGCUUCUCCGGCCUGGACAUGGCCAUCAAGCUCAAGACCCAGCUCCUUGAACACAACUUUGCCAUCAUUGAGAAGGAAAAGUCGGUCGGUGGCACUUGGCUUGUAAACCAGUAUCCCGGAGCUGGCUGCGAUGUACCUUCACACUUUUACUCUCUGAGUUAUGAGCCGAACCCAGACUGGUCGCAUGUUUACUCCUUCUCGGACGAGAUCAGUGCAUACGUUGACCGCGUCGCACGAAAGUACGAUAUUCAUAAACACUGCUUAUUCGAGACAGAAUGCGUUUCCGCCAUCUGGGACGAAAAGACGGAGCUGUGGAACGUCAAGGUACGCGACCUGAAGACUGGCACGGAGUCGACCAAGACUUCCACUGUCGUUGUUUCCGCUGUGGGUGUUCUGGGCGUCCCUGCAGACCCUCCUAUUCCUGGCAUUGAGCAAUUUGAAGGCAGAGUCAUGCACACUGCCAAGUGGGAUCGUCAUGUCGACUUGCACAACAAGAACGUCGUUGUUAUCGGAAAUGGAUGCUCAGCAACUCAAGCAACGCCCGUUAUUGCUAAAGAAGCCAAGCACUUGAAGCAAUUCAUUCGCAGCUCUCACUACUACCUCGAACAGCCACAGGCCAAGUACAGCAAGUUUGAGAAAUGGCUGUGCAGGAACAUGCCCCUGUACCAGCGCUUCUUCAGGUUCAUCAUCUACUUUUUCGCUGACAUUGACUUUCGACUCUUCUACACCCGACUGCUUGGAUUACGAAAUGCGCAGAAGAAGAUCGCAUUGAAGUACUUGCAUGAGACUGCACCUGAAAAGUACCACAAAGUCUUGACACCAGACUUUGAGUUGGGACAGAAGCGAAGAGUCUACGACACCAAUUACCUCAAGACACUUCACCGGGACAAUGUUGAAUUGACCAAUGUGCCACUCGAGAAAUUCACGCAAAAGGGCAUCCAAACGAUAGAUGGCCAGGAAACGCCAGCCGAUAUUGUUGUGCUUGCCAAUGGCUUCAAAACACAAGACUUCCUUGUACCCAUGAAGAUUGUCGGACAAGCCGGCGAGUCUCUCGAGGGCCGUUGGAAGAAGCAAGGCGGUGCUCGUGCCUACUUGGGUGCGGCUGUCGCUCGAUUCCCAAACUUCUUUUUGCUCGUUGGGCCUAACACGGUGCAAGGCCAUUUUUCUGUGGUCUUUACCAUCGAAUGCAAUGUCAAUUAUGUCAUUCAGCUCAUCCGUCCGAUUCUACGUGAGAAGCAGAUUGUAUCAGUCAAGGAGGAAGCAGAGGCCUCGUACAACCGAUGGAUCAAGGAAGAGUUGUCCAAGACGGUCUUUACCCAGCCAGGUGCAACAGGCUGGUACUCGAGCAAGGAAUCAGGGCAUAACCCAACGAUUUAUCCCUCGUACCAGACGCACUACUGGUGGCACACUCUCAAGCCAAAGUGGAAGGACUUUGAACUCGAGGCAAGAGCUUGACGUGGCUCGACACGAUCUGUUUAGGUGGAUAGUUUAUGAUGAGUUCUAUUCAUUGCAACGAUAAGUAC